Molecule: messenger RNA, 1248 nt
Organism: Coffea arabica (coffee)
Lineage: Eukaryota; Viridiplantae; Streptophyta; Magnoliopsida; Gentianales; Rubiaceae
Source: RefSeq, a predicted model, not a curated record
AUGUACUGCAGAUUCAAUGAUCUUAUCAAGGAUUUAGAAGUGUUUGAGAAGAACUACUCUCUAGGUGUUCAAGAAGAACUGAAGAAGUUAACAAUCAGUAACCAAGGCACAACUUCAUCAGAAAAUGAUUCAAAGGAAGGUGAAAAUCAAAACAGUCCAGUUAGGGAAGACAAUGACAGAGACACUACCAUUCCUAAUGAUCUUCCAAGAGCUUGCAAAUUUGUCCAAAACCAUCCUAAGGAACUUAUCAUUGGUGAUCCAUCCGAAAAGGUCAGAACACGUUCCUCUUCUAGACAACUAAUAGAUAAUUUUGCAUUGGUCUCACAUUUUGAGCCCAAAAAUAUUGUUGAUGCAUUAAAAGAUGAGAACUGGAUUUUAGCCAUGGAAGAGGAGUUAAAUCAAUUUAAAAGAAACAAGGUUUGGAUAUUAGUAGUUAGACCACAAGAUCAUCCUAUCAUUGGCACUAAACUUAGGGAUGAGGAUAUUGAAAUUGUGGAACCCUCCACCAAAGCAUCCAAAAAGAAAUCUACAAAUCAAGGUGGAAAGGCGAAGCAAACUGCUCAAAGGAAACGAGAUGCUCCAACCGUUGAGCCAUCUGAUGAGCAGAUGGAAGAGCAUCACUCUGAAGAAAAUCCAGUAAGUAGGAAUGAAGAAGAAAUUGAAGAGCCCACCCAUGCUGAAGUAACUGUCACGAAAUCACCUGGGAAAAGAAAAAGAUCUACCCAAAAGAGAAGCUCUGCUCAAUCUAAUGCAGAGAAAAUUGCUGAGGAUCAGUACACUCCUGAACCAUCUACCAGAAAAUCUCCACGGACAACGUCUGAGGUUCAGAAUACUGAGUCGUCUGUCAAGCAAACUGCAAAAAGAAAACGUUCUGCAAGGGCACCAGAGACUCAGCCUGCCAAGGAACCUACUCCUCUGCCAAAAUUCAUUGAUGAUGAGGCCAGAGACAGAUUUGAGUUGUCUUUUUUUAAUGAAAAAAGGAAUCUCCUUGUGCCUCUAAUCUCUGAAUUCAAUGAAAAUGCUCAUCAAAAAGAGCCAAGACCUCAACCCACAGAGCAUACUCCUGGUACUGAAGCCACUCCAGAAGCACAUGCUUCGAGCUCUCAGCCCAAAGAUAAAGGCAAGGCUCCAAUAACUGAGAAGGAAACUGAAGAAGAUGAUGAAGAGACUGAGGAAGAAGACCAUGUGGAUCCUGAGCAGUUUCGUCUAACCAGGAGAAAGCCUGGAUCGUCUAAAAUCACCAUCUAG